CCCUUAUACUCUUCCUCAGGGAAGAUCCGAUAGCUCUUCGGGCCAGCCGGUUCGCACUUCUCUCUCUCUCUCUCUGUAUCCGCUGUGUGUUUCCUCAUGGCGCUCAGCUUCAGCUCGACAGACGGAUCGUUUCCCGGGACAUUUCCGCUCUUGUACUAAUAGAUGUUUGUUUCCUCUCGCCAUGAUGUGGAUCUCCAGCGGUCUGGGUGCUCUCGGGAGGCUUCGUGAAUCAGCGGCCGGAGGGCAGACGAAGCAGCUGGGAUAACUAACUGUGUGCUAUGGUGCGACCUCCUGGAAGGGGCAAGAGUUCGGCUUUUCACAAAUAUCAGCAGCAGUUUGCACAGAGCCAUGGAUGUAACGAGGAGUUCAGCGGUCUGAACACAGCCAGGUGAGCUCGGUGGACCAACAUCAUCAUCAUCUCAUUGAGCAAAUCGAGCUCCAGACACUCUCCCACACACACACACUCGUCACGACAACCUGUUUGAGGUAACCCACUCCCACAGUAAGACAGCAGCACACGCAGAGCAAACAUGACAGACAGAGUGGUCUUCAGCACACCCAAAGUCAACCACCCGCGGUCUGCAGGUCCUGUGCUCGCAGGGCCUAUGCUCCCCCCUGAGCCCAUCGACAUCAUCCGCAUUAAGGCCCGCUCCCGGCGAGUCAGACUCAAUGUCGGAGGUCUCACACAUGAAGUCCUGUGGAGAACACUGGACAGGCUUCCCAGAACCCGUCUGGGGCGGCUAAGAGACUGCAACACCCACGAGUCGCUGCUGGAGAUCUGCGACGACUACAGCCUCAAAGAGAACGAGUACUUCUUCGACCGGCACCCGGUGGCCUUCUCCUCCAUCCUCAACUUCUACAGAACUGGGAAGCUGCACAUGAUGGAGGAGAUGUGCGCCCUGUCCUUCGGCCAGGAGCUGGACUACUGGGGGAUCGAUGAGAUCUACCUGGAGUCGUGCUGCCAGGCGCGGUACCACCAGAAGAAGGAGCAGAUGAACGAGGAGCUGCGGAGGGAGGCGGAUACGCUGAGGGAGAACGAGGGGGAGGAGGAGGAACUGGGCUGCUGGUCCGACAAGAGACAGAAGCUCUGGGAUCUGCUGGAGAAACCCAGCUCAUCUUUGGCUGCAAAGUUUCUGGCUAUGAUCUCCAUCCUAUUCAUCAUCAUUUCCACCAUCUCGUUGUCCCUAAACACCCUACCGGAGCUCCAGGUGGUAGAUGAAUUUGGCCAGUUCAAUGAUAACCCCAGCCUAGCCCAUGUGGAAGCUGUUUGCAUUGCCUGGUUCACCAUGGAGUAUGUGCUGCGCCUGCUCUCAGCACCCAACAAAUGGGAUUUCAUCAAGGCACCACUGAACAUUAUCGAUUUGCUGGCUAUCCUGCCUUACUUUGUGACCCUCUGCCUAACUGAGUCUAACAAGAGCGUUCUGCAGUUCCAGAACGUGCGCCGUGUGGUCCAGAUCUUCCGAAUUAUGAGGAUCCUGAGGAUCCUGAAGCUAGCCAGGCACUCGACAGGACUCCAGUCAUUGGGCUUCACUUUGCGAAGGAGCUAUAAUGAAUUGGGUCUACUGAUCCUCUUUUUAGCCAUGGGUAUUAUGAUCUUCUCUAGCUUGGUGUUUUUCGCUGAGAAGGACGAGGACGCCACCAAAUUCACCAGUAUUCCUGCCUCCUUCUGGUGGGCUACCAUUACUAUGACCACUGUUGGUUAUGGAGACAUCUACCCGCAAACCCUGCUGGGCAAGAUUGUAGGAGGGCUCUGCUGCAUAGCAGGUGUGUUGGUCAUUGCCCUUCCCAUCCCAAUCAUUGUCAACAACUUCUCUGAGUUCUACCGAGAGCAGAAGAGGCAGGAGAAGGCCAUCAAGAGGAGGGAAGCUCUUGAGAGAGCAAAACGGAGUGGAAGCAUUAUUUCUAUUAACCUAAAGGAUGCUUUUGCACGCAAUAUGGAACUUACAGAUGUGUUGGUGGAAAAAAAAGAGGACAGUAAGUGUCCUGUGGACAAUCGCCAAUCACCUAGCCGCUGGAGCUACCAGAAUAACUACUCCAAUGCAGAGGUGGGUAGCCCAGUCAAGUCCCAUUACAGAGAAGUGGCUCAGCUGGGGUCCCCUGAACGAGUCAAGACUUCAUCUGAUAAAACUUCCCCUCAAAACCUAAGCGCAAAGCGACUGGAAGACGCUUACAAUAAGACUGUAACCAUCCAGGAGCAGCAGGAGAACAUUACAAAGGAGCAGAUGGAGAUGAAAACGUUGUCUUCAACUCAAGCCCGUCGAACGUCUGAAGCAAACAUUUCCAGGAAAUUCUCUAAUGUGGCUGAGGAGUUUUCAGUGGAAAGAGGAGAAAGAAGCUCUCUGCUCCCAAGUGGUGAAGGGAGUCAAGCUGGAACUAGAAACCAGCGCAUUCCUCCUCCGUUGGAUCUAAGUCAGAUCAGCACCAUGGAAGUGAGCAAGGGCAGUGACAGCAUCCAGCCAAUGGCCAUCAUUAAAGAGGGUUUGUAUGAGUUUGUGUCUAGCCCCAAAGCAAGCGGGACUAGAGAUAUGGGUUUGGUGCCACAGAGCAAGGAAAGCGUUGGGGUGACUUAUGAUAGCAACUACAGUUCCUUGCAAGAUUAUAUCAGCCCUAUAAAGCCAAGAGCCCACAAGGUUGACUUCAUUGGAUCCAAAGAUGACGUGGUAAUGGUGGUGAUGACACCUGUAGCAAAACAAACCUCCGCUGGCUCAGCCAAGCUUGCUCAACUGCUUUCCGACGACAUGGUUUCCAGGUUCUCCCCCUCUUCUUGUUCCAUAACCCAGGAAGCUAAGUCUCCGCUGGCGAUCCUGCAAUCUCCGUCUCUGGCCCAGCAAUCUGUCAGUCCAAGCAACCCCCAGGGGGGAGGUGAGGGCUCAGCAGCCAGGAGAUUAGAAGGUGAAGGACAGCUCACAAGCUUAAGCCACCAGGGGACGAAUCACAUGGAAAGGUCUGCUGUAGGCUCAGGCAACAAUGCUAGCCCACUGUCCAAAGCCAGUCCCCUCAACUGCACCCAGGAGUUGGCAUUUAUGGAAGGAGGGGAAGAAGGAGAAGGAAGAGAUGGAGCAGAACAGAGUGGGGAGAAACAAGAAAAUCACAUUGUUCUGGACAGAAGCACGACGCCACCCUGUGAAACGAGCAUGUGAUCCAAAGAGUAGAGAAAAGUUCACAAACAGGGACGCCAAAUGGAUGGGUUGAGUAAAAGGUGGACGGGAUGGAUGACAGCAAUGACCCAGAAUAAACCGGAACAACUAGUACCUGGUGUGGGCACUGCACCUGUUGACAAAGACAAUGCAGAAACACACCAAAGUGUUAACAAAACUAUCAUAACAGUUGUUGUAGUUUUUCUGGAGCGACUUGUCAGAUCCCACUAGACUUUUGGACUCUCAUCUGAUUUUUGACAAGUCCUGAAACAGACACCUCUGCAGUGUUGUCACAUGGCUUUAUUACAUCGAGGGAAGUCAGAAGCACAUGCACACACAUGUCUGGAUACUAUCUGAAAGACACUGUCUCACGUCAGUGUUAUUGACUGUUAUUUGUAGACCAGACUGAUAUGCUGCAGAGCAAAACAGUGACAACUGUUUUGAAUCUUUAGGGCUCAGAUGUGAGCAUAAACGAAGCCUUGUGUGAAUGAGAAUAUUUACGAGAGAGAGAGAGAGAGAGAGAGAGAGAGAGAGAGAGAGAGAGAGAGAGAGAGAGAGAGAGAGAGUUUAAUUUACAGUCUCAUAUUGCUUGCUAUUUAGGCCUAUUUCUUAUGAUGGACUAAUAACACCAAUAAAAGACAGAAGGUGGAAGGAAGUAAUACUUUUUACAAUUUUAUCUCGUACAAGUCUUCAUUCUGUACCAUGGGUCUUGCUUACUCAUCAUUCUCUCAGUCUAGGUAUUUCGAUAUUGUAAUUGUACCCAGAUCAAACACAAGCACAUGACACUCUUCGGACUUGUAUCACUUCAUUGGACACAAAUAGCAUCUGCGGUAUCCUAAACCUUCUGUUUUUGUUUUUAAUUUUUGUCUCUCCUUUUUCUGUAAUACCUGAAAUAGGGUCUUAAAGGUGAAAAGGGAAUAGAAUAGGGAUGCAAAGCCUAUUGUAUUUAUAGAACACUGUUUGCACACACUUCUAGAAUAAAAAAAUCUGAAAAAUAAAUAAAUAAAUAAUGAAAACCGCUUAGGAAACAGCACUAUAUACUCAUAAAGAGACAGGUGAAAUGGGCAGAUAUAUAAGGACAUAAAGGACAGUGCACAACAGUGGACAAAUUCACUGAUCGCUCAUGUGUGGGUCAUCUCAAACGGGGCUCCUCCUUCAGUUUCAUGCAUUUCUGUGUCAUAACAAGCCGAUGUACAUUUGGAACCUCCAAAUAUGGCUAAGAAUUGUGACUUUUUUUUCCCAUCCUUUAUCAAAACAUUGACCGGCCACUUGUUUAAUGGUGUAUUCAGGCAGUUGACGAAGAGCACCCAAACCCACAAUCUGUUUUAGUCUCUGUGAGACCACUGUUUUAUUAAAUGAUAAUUCCAGUUUACUACAACUUGGGUCUUGUUUUGUAGUUUUGAUCUUCUUUUCUAUCAGUAAUAAUAACACUGUGCUCACCAAUUUAAUAGCUGAAAUCUAGCAACAUGGUCACAUCGAUAAAAAGAAGACCAAUGGGUCAAGAAACAUGAGCAGUCCAACUAUCAGACAGGUUGGAAACAAACAUGUUAGUCAAACUUUGGAAGAGAAAACAAAGACAAACUGUGAAACAUCCAUCACAGUUUACAGACCCACCACUAUACUUAGGCCCUCAGUAUGCUU
Messenger RNA from Sander lucioperca (pikeperch), 4778 nucleotides. RefSeq names its product potassium voltage-gated channel subfamily B member 2-like. Bases 531 to 3140 code for a protein of 869 amino acids. The record is from RefSeq and is a predicted model, not a curated record. Gene Ontology annotation, cellular component: membrane; voltage-gated potassium channel complex. Gene Ontology annotation, biological process: protein homooligomerization; potassium ion transmembrane transport. Gene Ontology annotation, molecular function: delayed rectifier potassium channel activity; protein binding. NCBI's taxonomy places the organism in Eukaryota, Metazoa, Chordata, Actinopteri, Perciformes, Percidae. The transcript has 4 exons.